AUGAACAAAGGAACACCGAACAAUAAAAAGAAACGUUCACAUUCACACGAGGAGGAAAGUAAUUCAUUUGUCAAGAAUGUAUCAUCUACUGUAUCAUACUUAUUGCCCUCUUCAAUCAAAAAGUGGUUUAGUACUCCAUGUACUUCCAAUACCAAUGGUUCUGCUCAAGUAGCUGAUGCAACAGAUUCAUCUUCUGAAGAUGAGGUACCUGAAAGCCCUGUAACAUUAUCACAACCACCUCCAAAGAGGAUGCGUUAUAAUUCUUCUGGAAAAUUAAAUGACUUUGGACAAUCUGAUGUGAACAGUACUACAGCAAGUAAUGUUGAUUCUUUAGAAACAUAUACAGCUCUACAAUCCCAUCCUAGUAGAACAACAUUCAGAAGAGAACCUGAUUAUGUAUCUACUCGUAUUCAUUCUACAGUUAGUGAAUUAACCACUGAGAAAAAUGAACAAGACUCAACUGUUUCUAAACCACAACAUUCUCUUUCAACAAUAGGUCCUUCAGUUGCUAGACAAAGAAAGUCGCUUUUUGACAUGCUAAAUAAAGACUCUUCAAAAAAUGCAUCUGCUAAAUCAUCUAGCACAUCACAAGAUCCUGAACAGCCUUAUUUUAAGCCAAGUUUGCUAGGUUCACUAUUUUAUCCAGGAAAAACGAUGUAUGGAGGAGCUGCAUCAUAUUACAUGAAUCAACCAAACAUCAAGUUAUGCAAAACUACAAUGGUUAAUGAAUCCAGUAGCCCUCAUGAUAAUACUAUUAGUCAUUCUGCUAGACGUGUUAUGGAUUUGUUAGAACACUAUUCAUCACCACUGUCAGAAGCUAAACGAAUAUCACAGUAUGUUAAUUUCUCCAGAAAUGAUAACUUAAGUAAAAGCUUAGAGAGCGAUUCUCUGAAAGCUAAUAGAAGUUCUACAUAUAAAACACAAGAACUACAUGUGCCAAGUAUUGCAUCAAUUCUGUCAUUGAAACAGAGAUCGCGUCUCAUGGAUACAACAAAUACAGCAAGACAAAUUAUUGCAUCACACAGUAGUGCAGUCAAUUACUCGCCUUAUCCAAAGUGCAGCAUACAGAGUGAAUCAUCAAAUAAGGAUAAUGGUGAUAAAUUAAUAAAAAAAGUAAAAUCCAGAGUAACAAGAACAAAAAGAGGCGAAAGCUCUGAAUUUAAUAAUGUAUCUACUCCUGUAAAGCUACCCACAGGUGUUUUGGAAAUUGAUCAAAACAAUUUACCCAAAUUUAAUUUUGGUAGUCCUAUCGUAUCAAAAUCAUCAACUUCUACGGUUCAGUCUAUUACAACUCCUGUGACAGAAACUUCAACUUCUUUAGACUUUAAAACAAAAGGUGGUGUAAAAUUUGUUGAGUCAGAAACACAAAAAACUAACGACAGUUAUAAAUUUUCAACCCCUGUUAUUGUAUCAAAAGAAAUACCAUUUAGUUCAACAAUACCUAAAUUUACUUUCGAUAUUCCAGGGAAGAAUAUUGAAGAAACAGCUGUAAGUAAGGAAAAACAUGUAAACAUUUUUGUUAGUUCAUCACCAAAUAAUGAUUAUAAAAAAGUGUCUGUCGAGAUAUCUAAAGAUUGGACAUGUCCAGAUUGUUGGGUAAAAAAUAAAGAUAAUGUUACUAAUUGUGUAUGUUGUUCUGCCAAAAAGAUAACCGAGGAAAAUAAAGCACUUGUUAAGUGUUCAAUCUGCAAUUCUGAACUAAUAAAUCAAACCAAUGUUGGUAAAUUGCCUAAUUGCCCUAAUUGCCAAAGAACUGAAAAAGGUAAUAGCAAUAAGUUGCAAACCUUAUCGGUUUCAGAGGGUUUGAAAUGGAAAUGUGAAGAUUGUUGGGUUAGUAAUGAAGAAACAGCAGAAAAGUGCGUUUGUUGUGGUGGUAAAAAUCCUAAAUUGUCCUUUCUUGUUGAAAAGAAAGCUAAUAAAAAUGAUAGUGAAUGGAAGUGUAAUGACUGUUGGAUUAAUAAUAAAAGUACUGUAGAUAAAUGUGUUGCAUGUGGCGGAGUUAAACCUGGUGCAACUCUCAAGAGCAAACCUAUGAUUUCAAUUAUCCCAACUAAUAAACUUCUGUCAUCUUCAUUUAAACCACAGGAUAAUACAUUUCAGAACAUUGUUAAAUCACAGACUGAUAAAUGGGAAUGUUCUAACUGUUUGGUCAGAAAUGAUAGUGAUAAGACUAAAUGUGUUUGUUGUGAGACAGAAAAACCGGGGGCUGUAAAAGAGUCGAAACAUGUAAACUUCAACUUUGGUAUGAAUGUAAAUACCACAUUCAAGUUUGGAAUUGAUCCAAAAGCUCAAGAAAUUAAAUCAAGCGAAGGAAAAGAAAUGGAACAAAAAACUACAGAAAAAUCUAAAAGUGAAGAGUUAGAGGCAAACAAUAAUAUUUUAGCUGAUACACCAACUUUUACUUUUGGUAUACCUACAAAGAAAAUUGAAGAAAAAUCAAUAACCGAUGAAUCAAAAAAUGUGGCAGAGAUUCCAAAAUUGAAGUUUACUUUUGGUAUUCCAAAACAAAUGGUGAAUGAUUCAUCUAAAAACACGAAUUUAACACAAAAUGAUGAGAAACAGGAUUCAGUAAUUAAUUCAAUUGAAAAGCCACAGGAAGUACCAACAGUGGAGUUCAAACUCCCUAAAUCAACACAAGAUUUUCCUAAAGAACCAGUAAAUAUAUUUACAUCUUCAGUGACACCAGCAGUAUCUGAUGACAAACCGCUUAAACCUAUUGUAACUGAAGUUGUACCCAGCACAAUUGUAGUAGAAAAAAGCAUAACAUUCACACCCUUAAUUUUACAAACCACGGCAGCAAGUGAUGUAAAUAAGUCGAGUACUUUUUCUUUCACAGGAACAGGUCUUAAACCAGCUACAAACUCAUUUACUGUCCCUGUUGCAAAUGCUACUACUACAUCUAGUAAUUCUUCGCCACUACUUGCGCCAGUAACCACUUCUUCCUCAUUGUUUCAAAAAAGUGACAGUAAUACAUCUCCAGCAGUAUCAUUGUUCCAAAAAGUUGAUGCAGUUCCAUCAACAUUAAAUUUCUUUCAAAAGAACAAAUCUACCACUACAACAGCAAAUGAUGUUCCAGCAUUUACAACAUCUAAAGUAUUGUUCAGCUUUGGCACUAGCAAUCAAACUGCUUUAUCUCAACCCGAAAAACCGAAAUUUAAUUUUAAUUUCGGAAAUACAAAUAAAACGGAUGCACCAUCUAUAUUUAAUGCAACAUUUGGGGCAACUACAAAUGCAAAUACCAAUUCGAACAAGUUUGCUCUUCCAACUGCAAAUACAGUACAAACAGGUCCUUCAGUACCAGGAGGCCCACUUGGUAGUGGCAGUGGCUUAACAACUGGAAGUUCUAUAAACAGUAAUAGUUUGUCAGCGAAUAAUGUACUUCCAACAGGAAAUAAUGGACUAUCAACAGGAAAUCAAAUAAAUGUUAGUGACUCGGGAAAUGAUACUUUGAACACAGGAAAUGCUUUGAAAACUAACAACAUUUUACCAACAACUCCGUUAAGUAACAUAUUUAGUGGUGCAUCUACACCACUACAACCACAAAAUGAAAAUAUUUGGUCAAGUACAAACAAUACUUCUGGAAAUUUGUUUUUACCAAAUGCAACUAACAACAACCCAUUAUCAAGGGCUGCAACAUUUACUUUUGAUACAUCUACACCUUUUAAUACUAGUAAUGCUGGAUCUGCAUUUGGGACUAAUAAUACUCAGAAUGUAUUUCCUACAGAGAAUCAAAGUUCUAAUGCUUCUUCGUUAUUUUCUAAUCCAGCUCAGAAUCAAACAACACCAAAUAUUUUUGGUUCGCCCCAACAAAGUAGUGGCCCUACUCCUGCUAUUGGAGUAUUUGGAAAUAAACAUUCAAAUGUUACCGUAACUAAUACUUUUACACUCAAUCCUACAAUGCCGUCAUUUGAAGUCCCUUCGCAAGCCCCUGCUCCUGCUACAAGUUUUAAUUUUGGCGCACAACAGCUUGGCACUGGCGUAUUUGGAUUUGGACAGCAGCAGCAACAAAUGUCUCAACAAUUUCAAAGUCCUGUUUAUAACUUUGGGUCCAGUCAAGGCACACCACAAUUUAACAUGGGUAGUGCACCAAACACUUCAGUUCGGCGCGUUAGAAAAGCUGUGCGUAGAACGACACAACGGUGA
Parnassius mnemosyne (clouded apollo) is the source of this 4143-nucleotide messenger RNA. Lineage: Eukaryota; Metazoa; Arthropoda; Insecta; Lepidoptera; Papilionidae. The record is from the annotation of a GenBank genome assembly.